ACAGGACAGGCCCAGAGUUAGCGGUCAGGGGGAGAGUGGACACUGUCCAGCUCACUCUCCUGUCCUUGUGUCCCCAGACUCUCACUCCCUGUGGUACUUCCUGACUCUCACAACCGGACCGAGCCAGUUCCCGGAGUUCAUGGUUGUAGGGAUGGUGGACGAUGUCCAGGUGGAAUACUACGACAGCGACAUCGGGAAGAUGAUCUCUCGACGACACUGGUGCCCGGACGCUGAGGUCAAGGAAGCAGACAACAAGGAGUUUGCAGUGAAGGAUUUUUACUUCGGCAUGAGAGACAAGCUGCAGGUCCUGAUGUCUCACCUGAACCACACAGGAGGACACCGGACCUACCAGGUGAUCGCUGGCUGUGAGCUGGACGAUGACGGUUCGGCCCGGUUCGGUCGCUGGGACGCCUACAAUGGCCAGGAUGCGAUGAACUACAACAUGAUGAGCUACGGCUACACCGUUCUCAUCCCAGGUGUAGUGAUGGACAAGGCACGGCUGCAAGUAACUAAAUUCAUGAUGGAUACAUUCUACCAGCCCCUGUGUGUGAGGGUCCUGAAGAGCUACCUGCAGCAGGAGAGGAGCAGACUGAUGAGGAGAGUCAAGCCCAGGGUCCGGGUCUUCCAGAAGACAUCCGCCCUCUCUGGGGGGACGGAGGUGACCUGCCUGGCCACCG
Lepisosteus oculatus (spotted gar) is the source of this 677-nucleotide messenger RNA. NCBI's taxonomy places the organism in Eukaryota, Metazoa, Chordata, Actinopteri, Semionotiformes, Lepisosteidae. The record is from RefSeq and is a predicted model, not a curated record.